Molecule: messenger RNA, 2942 nt
Organism: Tachyglossus aculeatus (Australian echidna)
Lineage: Eukaryota; Metazoa; Chordata; Mammalia; Monotremata; Tachyglossidae
Gene: SUSD1
Product: sushi domain containing 1
Exons: 20
Molecular function (GO): calcium ion binding
Source: RefSeq, a predicted model, not a curated record
CUCCUCCUCCUUCCCAGAUGUGGCCGCCGCCCCCUCCAGCUGCUCCUCGCCCACCGCGCCCUCGGUACAACAAACAUUUCAGUCCCAGAUGUUUGCGCCUCUUGCCAUGUAUUUGCUACCUGUCAACAAAGAGAUGGGAAAAAGAUCUGUAUCUGUAACUACGGUUUUUUGGGGAACGGAAGGACCCAAUGCAUUGAUAAGGAUGAGUGCAACAUUGGAGCCAAACUGGUCUGUGGAGAACACACGUCAUGUCAUAAUACUCCUGGAAGUUUUUACUGCAUCUGUCUGGAAGGGUAUCAAGCAUCAAACAACAAUAAGACGUUCAUCCCCAAUGACGGCACCUCUUGUUUAGAUGUGGAUGAGUGUAAAGUUUCAAGCCAGUGUGGUCUCGGGGGACGGUGUGUAAACAUCGAUGGCAGCUACCUGUGCUACUGUAUGGACGGAUACCGACCGAAGAAUGGGACACAACCUUUCCAUCCUGCCGGAGAUGUCACUCCUUGCACAAAAAUAGACUGUGGCAUUCCGCCUGAAGUCACCAACGCCUAUAUCUCAGGAGGCUACAGUUCUGGUUUGGGUGGUGAGGCUCGUUAUUCCUGUAAAGAAGGAUUUUCCAGUGAUGGCAGAAAACAAGUGGCGAUUUGCACAGAUUCUGGUGUGUGGGAAUCCCCUUUGUUUCAAUGUCAAGCUGUAGAUUGUGGGGCUUUACCUUUAAUCCCAAAUGCCCAUCCAAUUUAUCUGAGCAACAGCACUUAUGGAAGCCAAGUUAUGUUUAAAUGCCAGGAGGGCUAUAUCCCCCAAAGUGGAAACCCAACUGCUUUUUGCAAUGCCAAAGGACAAUGGGAAGGUACCAAUUUCAUUUGUACAGCAAUGGACUGUGGCAGCCCUCCAGUCAUCCCAAACGCAGACAGGAUCUGGGACAGCCAGACCAUCCUGGGCAGUGAAGUACGCUUUGUGUGCAAAAAGGGGUUUUCCAGCACUUCAGGAAGCAAGCUGUCACGUUGCACAUCCAGUGGGUCCUGGGAAAUACCGGAUUUAACCUGUGAAGAGCUAAACUGUGGGGCUCCUCCUGUUAUCCAGCAUGCUGACCUGAUGUGGAAUCACAGUUCCAGUGUGGGAAGUGUGGUGCACUAUGCCUGUCAAGAUGGCUUUGAAAGCACUGGAGGGACGAAUUCUUCACUUUGCACAGAGGAGGGUGUCUGGAUGGAAAGCACUCUAGUAUGUACAGGGAAGGCCGCAAUCAGUGAUGUAUCCGUGUUUAAUUACACCUGUGUGAGAUGGAGGAAAAGUACUAGAAGAUCAGACAGGAAGGAGGUAUAUAUGAUAAAUGUGCAAGGGCGAUGUUGGGGUCAAAAAGAAUUCCUUCAUGAAGAGAUGUUUAAUCUCACCACAGAGAGUGAGGCUCCAGAGGUUUGCUUAGAUCUGUGCCAGGGUACCAAUUACACUGUGAACAUCACUAAUGUCUCUCCUGGGAUUUUGGUGCCAGUUUCCAUCAUGAUCCAAACAGCUGAAGAGAAUGAAUUCCUCAGUGUUUUGAUAUUUAAUGAAACUUGUUUGAAAUGGAGGAGGACUGGGAAAGUUGGGAAAGAGGAAAUGUACCAAUUUUAUAUCCUGGGACGAAGAUGGUAUCAGAAUCACUUCUCCAAUGCAAUGACAUUUAACUUCACUACCACUGAUGGAGCUCCAGAGUUGUGUUUAGAUCUAUUUCCUGGAACUAAUUAUUUAGUGAAUAUUUCCCUCAUGACAUCUUCAGAACAUUCUGCCCUUAUUCCCAUAGUAAUUCCAAGAGGAGUAAAGGAAAUAAUCAGUAACCUGUCGAUAAAAAAUGAAACCUGCUUGACGUGGAAGGGAAGUGUAAAGAAAACUGAUCCAGAAAUGUAUUUUAUCCUCAUCCGGGGGCAGAGAUGGUAUCAGGAAGAAUUCGCUCAGGAAGUGACAUUUAACAUCACCUCAGGCAGCAGAACGCCAGAGUUAUGCCUAGAACUGCAUCCAGGAACCAACUACUCUGUGAAUAUCACAGCAGCCUCUUCUGGUUUUCCUGUGAUUGUCACCAUGACAACACGAAUAUCUGAGCCACCACUUCCAGAGAUUGAAUUCCUAGAAGUGGAAGGGGCUUUGCCACCCCUGAGUUUGCGGAAAUCCGAGAACAGAAAUGGGCCCAUCAGUUCUUACCAACUGCUGGUGCUUCCCUUGGAUGUACAAAGCACAUUUACUUGCGACUCUUUGAGGGCUACAACUUACUUUAGCACUACUGCUCAUGCUGAGGGAUAUGUGGCUGCAGAAUUCCUGGCUAAAGAUGUUACUGAUAACAUAGAAGUCUCUCUUGGAGAUAGACUAUACUAUGGGAAGUUUUAUAAUGGCCCCCUGGAAAGGGGAAAAGAUUAUUGCAUUGUAUUGCGAAUCAGAAGUGAAUGGGAAAAGGUCAGGACACAAUCCUGUGCAGUUUGGGCCCAAAUUAAAGGUUCAUCACUCAGUCUGCAGCAGAUGAUGGGCGUUGGAUUGGGAUCACUGGCCGCUGUUGUUGUCUUAGUGUUCCUGUCCUUCUUAGCAGUUUGGGGACAACGGCACACGGCACAUUCCCCAUAGAUCUUCUGCAGUGUUCGCCUUCCACAGUUGAAGGUUCCUGGCCAUGAAAUCACUUUCUGAGAACCUCCUGGGAGCCGUCUUGAUCGUAUCCUGAAAGCAAAACCAGAGGAAUAAUGCAAGAACAUGGCUGAAGAGGGCAAGAGGAACCUUGUACCAUUGCGAGCGUCAAAAAAUAAAAUCCCACAGUGUGAUUCUACCUGAAAUGAAGCCUUUCUACAGAAGCUUUGGAGAUAGCCACUCACCCAAGGAGAGCAGAAGUUCGUGGAGGGCAAGUAGGGAAAUAAAAGAUGUAUUUCUGUUGAUUUCACUACUAUUGAUCCAUAGGCAGGGGCAGACUGCUAACAUAGGUGUGCGGGUGU